AAGUCACCUUUGCAACGACUUUCGAAUCACUUCCUCCGACAAGUGAAAGUUUCCUCUCAUCAUGCCGUAUCAGUGUUUAGAAAAGUGCGGCGAAUAUCUUGUAGCCGCGAGAGAUUCCAACAUUGACCUAUUCCACCUCAGCAAUGGCGAAUAUAUUUCGACGUGGAGUUGUCCAUUGCCGCAGGUACCCUCAAAAGGAAAGACAAAUGGCGGUGAAAUCACCAAGAAGCAAGAGAUCAAAGAAGCUCCCCUAGAAGGCGAAGUCGAUGCUUCAGCGCCCCCAGCAAAACGGAGGAAAGUUGAUACCGAGGACGAAAAGAAAUCCGAGGAAAAGGUGGAGGAGAAAUCAGAACCCAAAGUUGAGCCAAAAGUCAAUGAUAAUGGGGGAAAGAAACAGCAAAAGAAGCAAAGGCCGAAUCACAGAACCGAUUCGAUCGCAAAUGCUCAGGAACCUCCAUCAGUCAUUGCUCUUGCUGUAGCCAAGAAUGCCCAACAUGUAGUAGCAAUCACAGGAGAAGAUAAAUGUAUUCGGGUAUUUGAAAUCGUUGUGAAAGAAGGAAACCCAAUCCUCAAUCAUCUCAGUCAGCGGUAUGAUCUCAGUAUUGUGUUGAAAGAAACCCUAGAGUCUAACGAAUUCAUAGCGUGAUGCCGAAACGACCAUCCGCAGUGGCCAUCAGCUCAGACUCUGCAACAAUAAUCAGCGCCGAUAAAUUUGGAGAUGUCUAUUCCCUCCCCCUCAUUCCAUCAGCAAUACCCAAACCUCAAGCUACUCCAGAACAAACUUCCAGAGAGUCAUCCUCACUCCCAGAACGAACCUUCAAGCCAGCCGCCAAUGAGUUGACUAUUCACUCUCAACGCAAUCGCAAAGCACUUGAAAACCAAAAACGGCAAACCAAUACAGCACCUGAGAAGACUGAGCCUGAUUUCGAGCACACUCUCUUACUUGGUCACGUUUCUUUACUGACAGAACUAAAGCUUGCAACCUCGGAUGGGCGGGAUUACAUUAUCACAGCCGAUAGAGAUGAGCAUAUCCGUGUUAACCGCGGUAUCCCAUAUACCCAUAUUAUUGAAGGGUUCUGCUUUGGACACAAAGACUUCAUCAGUCGUCUUUGCAUUCCGGAGUCGCGUCCAGAACUUCUCAUCUCUGGUGGUGGAGAAUCCGAUGUUCUAGUAUUUGACUGGGUAAAGGGAUCCUUACUGAGUCAAGUUGAGCCUCUGCUUCAUAUCAAUGAUGCCUUGAAAGAUUUCGAUUUGAAGGAGAGAAAAACAACUGUUUCGGGUAUUUACCAUACCAGACAAUCGUCUAAAGAUAUUAUCAUUUUCACCUAUGAAGCGUAUGUCAUGUCCUUUCCCUAAUACUACUUUCCCACUAAUCCAAAUGCAGUAUUCCAGCACUUUUCGUAUUCGCCACCUCGGAAGAAAACAAGCUCACCCACGCUCAAACACUUCCUUUAAUUGGCAACCCUCUUUCUCUCGUAUUCUUCCCCUCAACAGAAACCGACACGGCGAGCUCGGUCAUAGUCUCUAUUGAUUACAUCAACAAACCAGGUACCACAGCAGAGCCUAGAGAGAAGGAUGACCAGUUCAUCAACCCGCUACAACACCUGAUCCUCUCUGAUGGAGUAUUGACCCUUGGUGACGAGCUUCCUAGCAGAUCAGAGGCGCCAAAGGACGAGAAGCAUAAUAUUUCAAAGCUAAAGAAUUUAUUAUAUGGGCUCGAGAACUUGAGAAAGAGGGCUGGAGAAGAAAGAGGUGAUGGUGGAGAUGGCGAUGACGCUUAAGCUUCUCGAAAAUAUAAAUUCAUU
This is a messenger RNA of Hymenoscyphus albidus, 1805 nucleotides long. NCBI's taxonomy places the organism in Eukaryota, Fungi, Ascomycota, Leotiomycetes, Helotiales, Helotiaceae. The record is from the annotation of a GenBank genome assembly.